AUGUUGGCUUUACAUUGACCGUGACCACUGCAACUGUUGGGACAGAACAAGUAAUUUGUUUCUCAAUAAAUUCGUCCAUCCUAACUUGAUUCAAGAAGAAUUACAAACAAGUAAGGGCAAUUUUUCGUGAAAUACUUUUAGGGGUAAUAUGGGGCGGGGGAAGGUUUGAUUUGAGAGACCGGUUAAAAAAUUCACAUAAUUUUGUAUUCCCUCUUCUCUCAUGUCACGUCAUAAUAAGUGAUAAUGACUAUUUCUAUAUAGUUUCAAGAUAGAUUUCAAUGUAACCGAGGGUGUGAAACGAGGAGAGAAGAGGAAAUCAAAAGAAAUCAAGAAAGAUGGCAGACGGGGAGAGCGUGUUACUGGUGAAGGAGGAGAAGAUAAGGCUGAAGCGGAAGACGUCUCGCCGGACAUUGACUCAUUGAGUCUUUUUGGUCCCGUUCAGCCUAAUCGACAAAACAUUGUCACCCGAGGACCGCCACCGGCAUUUUGUAAAAUAAAGAUGAAACGGGAGGGAGCACCCAGUGGAGGGGGGUCUGUCGAGGAAGUUAAGGCUGCCUUUUACCUGUUGGCCAGACCAAUCGAGUGUGAAAGAGCAGGUUUGGUCAACUUCAUUAAUGCCAAACCCCCUAAUUAGUAUGCCACUCACCUCCAUCAUCUCUUACAAACAAGAGACAAUGUUGCAAACCAGCUUCGUCACAACCUCAUCUGAGAUAUCUCUAUUCAGCGUGGCCAACCGGUUCAUAAUCGGUCAACACAUAGGUAUCAAUUAGGUAUUGCUAGGAUAUAUAAGCGAAAGCGCAGCCACCAGACGGGGGACGGUGGAGGACGGGUCGAGGAAGUAUUUUGUGCUACUGCAUCUUACCUCUCCCAAUAUUAUUGGGAGAGGCCGAGUUCUGCCUGUUAUACAAGUAAUCAAUAAAACCUCUAUAAGAAAAGUGCAACAGAGUCUCAUCUCGCCUCCCAAUUAUUACACACACACCACAACGACGACGACGAUCGUCUCAUCUUCCUCAUCACCACCAUCAAUGCAGUCAACCCCCCAUAAACGGAACUUCACACGAGAUGGAAGUAGAUCCCCAUGAUUAUAUAUAUAGCCAACCAGAAAUUGCAUCACAAUCAACACCACCAAUUGUUCCACAACCCGAGUUGUAUUUCCUUUCAAAAGAAGAGCGAGCCUUUGCCAUUGGCGAAAUUAUAGCUGCAGGAGAAGAGGGGAAAGAUAUUGGAGAUACGGGGAUAAAAUUUAUUUGGAAAGAGAAGUGUGGAGUUGGAUUUGGGCAAAAGGAAAGGGUUUCAGACCAGAUGCACUUAAAAGUUGGCCGUCAUUGUCGACCAAUAUGCACUCAUAUUGGUCCACAGUGUGAAGAUUGUUUUUCUACGACUGGAACAAGGACAAGUGAAAUGGAGCCGAAGUGUUUCAUGCACAAGGGACCCAACGUUGGCUAUUCCGUUUAUGAGUUCAAAAAGAAGGAGGCAGAAGUUACGGAAAUUGGGCAUAUGAUAAUCAGCUACAAUUACGCCAGCAAUAAAAAAAUUGACCACUUGACAGAAGCCUUCAGUUCCAGGCUAAAACCGAAAGGGACUGCAGGACAACCCGAACUUUUUGAUAAUUGUGAUGAUGCUGAGAAGAGGUUUGCCGUCUUGCAGACGGUGUCUAUGUUGAAAUGCUUAUCGGACCCUACUAAAUUCAAAUAUAUCACACCAUCCGUAUCAUUGGCAAAUGGCCUCGAGGCGGAAGUGCAGGCAGAGAUGGAGAAACAAAGAUUUACACUUCAGAUCACAGGAAUCAAUAAUUCUAAGUCUGCGAAUGCAAAAAUCCCGUUCCCCUUUGGUAGGCGAGCUGCACCAGGAGAGAAAUUGACUGAUUUGUUGGAUGACGAUAAUGGAGCCCUUUACAUCAAGUGUGACGAGAAGAUGUUUUAUGGUGGGCAGACAGUGAGCGGAAAAGAUUCACAUGAUAUCGUACGAAAUCCUACCGACACGGUUGCCCAGUAUGAGAACGAGUAUGGAACCGGAAAUUUAGUAAAGAUUCCAUUGUGUGCAAUUCCAAUAUCCAACAAAGUAAAGACAAAGACAGAGGAUAAGGCAACCUCAUCUACGCGAAAGAAGGAAGAAGAUCCUCUCAAGAAAGUAGAAGCUCAUCUUCAAAUUUGUCUUUAUAUUGCGUAUCUCUUCCGCCUACGAAAUCCUUUUCACCCAACUUUUGCCAAAACCCAUCCCUACUGCCUGAACAAGGAGGUGAUUUCUUCUUAUAUCGAUGAUAACUCGUGGGAGAAAAUUGUUUUGUUUUUGAAGAGAGAGUUUGGCUGCAAAUUUGAGUUUAUUAAAUUGUAACUCUUUUGUAUUAAAUAUUUAAUCUACAUUUCUUAAUAAACCUUGAUACUGAUCAAAUACUAA
Messenger RNA from Folsomia candida, 2397 nucleotides. RefSeq lists its product as uncharacterized. NCBI's taxonomy places the organism in Eukaryota, Metazoa, Arthropoda, Collembola, Entomobryomorpha, Isotomidae. The record is from RefSeq and is a predicted model, not a curated record. The transcript has 3 exons. Bases 1063 to 2334 code for a protein of 423 amino acids.